UUUAGUUUAUCUUUCUUCUUCAAUCUUUCCUACUCAACCAAAUUUCAAUUCAAUUCAAUUCAACUACCAACUGACCCAAGCAGUUCACUCGCCUUCAAUUAUUUUUUCUUGUAUGGUUGGACUUUGCGAGGAAUUUGGGCGGCAAUAUCACUUUUUCGGUUAUACCCAAUUCCCAUAUUAGUAUUCUCUACUCCUCAAUCGUCUCUUUCAAACUUCGUCUUCAUCGCCUUCCAAUUAACCCCUCCUCCUCAAUCAUCAUCCUCCAUUGUCUUUUUUUUUUGUUUUUUUUUUUUUACUCAAUUCCUUCAACUUUCUGUCUAUCUCUGUCUUCCGUUUAUUUUUCCAACCAAGUUGACAUGGGGAAGAAGCGAGUGAUGGUACCUGUCGAGAAACUUGAUUUAUCGGCAGUAAAAUAUGAGAAAGAGGUCAUUCAAGCUCCUCAUUUGGCUGGGUUUCUCUUCAAGCUUUUUGUUGGGAUCCUCGAAAUGCCUGUUGUUGGUACUUUCGUGGUCUCCAUAUUGAAGAAGCAGAAUAAAAUAGAGGAGUUGCUGCUGAAUACAGUGAUACCAGAGGCACCUAUGUUUAAGCCAGAAUUUCUUCCUCAAGAAGAAGAGCCCGUUGUAUCGGCCCUUGAUGAAGAUGGGAAACCUGAAGACAGAGUAGACAUAGCUUUGAAGUGUCUUCCACAUUAUGAUCCCAUUGCCCAUGUUGAGGCAGGCCCGUCUUCACCAUUCAGAUAUUGGAAAAUUCGUGACUAUGCACAUGCUUAUCGGUCGAGGCGUGUGACCCCUUCCACGGUUGCAGAACAAGUAAUCUCAGUUAUACAGGAGUUCAAUCACAAAAAACCAUCAGCACCUCUAUUAAUUUCUUUUGAUCCUGAGGAAGUCAUGAAGCAAGCUGCUGCUUCUACACGGAGGUUUGAGGAAGGGAGUCCACUGUCUAUCUUGGAUGGGAUAUUCAUAGCAAUCAAGGAUGAUAUAGACUGUUACCCUCAUCCAACUAAAGGUGCAUCAACAUGGAUGCAUGAGGUACGCUCUGUGGAAAAGGAUGCAGAUUCUGUUGCUAGGUUACGUAGAUGUGGUGUAAUACUUGUAGGGAAAGCAAAUAUGCAUGAGUUGGGUAUGGGUACAACUGGAAAUAAUCCAAAUUAUGGAACAACAAGAAAUCCUCAUGCACCUGAUAGGUAUACAGGAGGGUCGUCCUCAGGUCCUGCAGCAAUUGUUGCUUCUGGUAUAUGUUCUGCUGCACUUGGAACAGAUGGUGGAGGUUCAAUUCGUAUUCCUUCCUCCCUUUGUGGUGUUGUGGGCUUAAAAACAACGUAUGGGCGGACAAGUAUGAAAGGUUCACUUUGUGAUAGUGGGACUGUUGAGAUUAUUGGACCAAUAGCAUCAUCGGUGGAAGAUAUCAUGCUAGUAUAUGCAGCAAUUUUGGGAUCCACUCCUGAGGAUAAAAUCAGCCUGAAACCAGCCCCACCGUGCUUGCCAAUUCUAUCAUCUGAUGAUAAUUUGAAUAUUUUGGGAUCACUACGACUGGGAAAGUACUCCCCGUGGUUUAAUGAUGUGUAUUCAACUGACAUCUCUGAAAAAAGUGAGGACAUUCUUCAACUGUUGACGAAAACUCAUGGUUGCGAAAUUGUAGAAGUUGUUGUGCCUGAGCUGCUUGAAAUGCGCACUGCUCAUCUUGUUGCUAUUGGUUCUGAAUUUCUUGCUUCAAUGAAUCCUGAUAUCGAGGAUGGGAAUGGUAAAAGAUUAACUUAUGACAGUCGUACCAGUUCGGCACUGUUUCGGUCAUUCACUGCAUCGGAUUAUGUGGCUGCACAGUGCCUUAGGCGGAGAAUAAUGCACCAUCACAUGGAAAUUUUCAAGAAGAUUGAUGUUAUUGUGACCCCGACAACUGGCAUGACUGCACCACUUAUACCUCCCAGUGCUCAUAAAUAUGGCGAGACAGAUAUGCCGGUUACAGGUUAUCUCAUGCGGUUCAUCAUUGCGGCCAAUCUUAUUGGACUCCCUGCCAUUUCUGUCCCGAUUGGUUACGAUAAACAAGGACUCCCAAUAGGCUUGCAACUGAUUGGUCGUCCAUGGGGUGAAGCUACGAUAUUACGUUUGGCUUCUGCAAUAGAGGAAUUAUGUGGAAACCCCAAGAAGCCAAUGUCAUUUUACGAUGUUCUAACAAGUUAAAGAAACUAGAGGGAAUAAUGCAAGUGGUUUCAAACGCUAUAGUCGAUCCGAGAAACUUUGAUGGUUUUGAAAGAAGAGAAAUAAAAAUGUUUUUCGCUUUAUACACAUGAGAAAUUAUGGAAAUGUAGUUUCCAUAUACUUAUAUGAACUACAAGAUGGUUGUAUCUCCGGUUUGGAGAAUGCACACGCGCGUGAUUGUGUGAAAAAAAAUACCCUUUGAUUCAUCAACCUCUUUCUUACCGAUAGAGUAUUGAGAGAGCUAAGAAUGUGAUCAUUUACUUUUAUAUAUUAAUAAUCAAAAUCAAGAAAUUUUCUUAUUGACA
Messenger RNA from Cucumis melo (muskmelon), 2500 nucleotides. RefSeq names its product fatty acid amide hydrolase. Lineage: Eukaryota; Viridiplantae; Streptophyta; Magnoliopsida; Cucurbitales; Cucurbitaceae. The coding region runs from base 357 to 2177 and encodes 606 amino acids. Gene Ontology annotation, molecular function: N-(long-chain-acyl)ethanolamine deacylase activity. The record is from RefSeq and is a predicted model, not a curated record. The transcript is spliced from 20 exons. Gene Ontology annotation, biological process: N-acylethanolamine metabolic process. Gene Ontology annotation, cellular component: membrane.